Penicillium macrosclerotiorum is the source of this 1887-nucleotide messenger RNA. RefSeq lists its product as uncharacterized. Lineage: Eukaryota; Fungi; Ascomycota; Eurotiomycetes; Eurotiales; Aspergillaceae. Gene Ontology annotation, molecular function: dipeptide transmembrane transporter activity. Gene Ontology annotation, cellular component: membrane. The transcript is spliced from 6 exons. The record is from RefSeq and is a predicted model, not a curated record. The coding region runs from base 1 to 1887 and encodes 628 amino acids. Gene Ontology annotation, biological process: transmembrane transport; oligopeptide transport.
AUGAAUGCGUCGGAGCCUGUCGAUGUCGCCGAGGCAGCCAAGGCGAAGGCUCUUGCGCAUGAUGUCGCCGUGAGCGAAAAGCAACCUGAUCUAAGCCAGGAUUUGACCAUUGAACCUGCACCAGCCGCGUCGUUGAGUCGCGACGAAGACAAUGAUAAUGAUGAUGCGGCGCUGCAGAAGGUAUAUCCCAAUGAUGAAGACUUGCGAACCCUGCGUCGUGUCUCCGGUCAUAUUCCUUGGAUCACAUUCACUGUGGCUUUCGUCGAGUUGUGCGAGCGAUUCUCCUAUUACGGCACCACCGCAGUCUUCGUGAACUUCAUUCAACGCCCUCUCCCAGCAGGAUCCACCGCGGGCAAUCUUCCUCCAGGGUCUGAUUUCAGCAACGGUGUCCCUGGAGCCCUGGGCAUGGGUCAGCGUGCGUCAACUGGUCUGACCUUGUUCAAUCAAUUCUGGUCUUACGUGAUGCCUCUUGCUGGCGCUUAUGUUGCCGAUCAGUAUUGGGGACGAUUCCGCACCAUUUUUGCCUCAAUUGCCUGCGCGCUUGUCGGUCAUGUCAUUCUAAUUAUCUCCGCCAUCCCAAGUGUUAUAGCCAAGCCCGGUGGUUCGAUUGCCUGCUUCUCAAUCGGCCUUGUGAUCAUGGGCGUGGGCACCGGUGGCUUUAAAUCCAACAUCUCUCCUCUCAUCGCCGAACAGUAUCGCGAGGAAAAGCCCAUCAUUCGCGUUCUAGCCAGUGGAGAACGUGUUAUCGUGGAUCCUGCCGCUACCGUGGCUCGAAUCUAUCUUUACUUCUAUCUGAUGAUCAAUGUUGGCUCCCUAAUCGGUCAGAUUAGCAUGGUCUAUGCCGAGCGAUAUAUUGGCUUCUGGCUUUCAUACCUCCUUCCCACCCUGAUGUUCUGUUGCUGCCCAACAGUGCUCUAUUUUUGCCGGAACAAGUACUAUCUGGUUCCACCAACUGGUUCUGUCUAUACACAAGCUUUCCGUCUCUGGAAACUUGCAAUGAACGGACGGUGGUCGCUCAAUCCCAUUCGACUGUUUAAACAAACAUCUGCUGAGCACGAGUUCUGGGACCAUGUCAAGCCCAGCCGGCUGGGUGAAAACAAGCCUCAAUGGAUGACCUUUGACGAUGAGUGGGUAGAUGAGGUCCGUCGUGGACUCAAGGCCUGCAAGGUGUUCUUGUGGUAUCCUCUGUACUGGCUGGCCUACAAUCAGAUGUUGAACAACUUGACUUCCCAGGCGGCUACCAUGAAAUUGGGAGGUGUGCCAAAUGAUGUGGUCAACAAUCUCAACCCCUUCGCUUUGAUUAUUUUCAUCCCCAUCUUUGACCGAUUUGUGUACCCGGGCCUGCGUCGGAUGGGCUUCAACUUCACCCCUCUGAAACGAAUCACCGCGGGCUUCGCAGUCGCCGGGUGUGGUAUGAUCGCUGCCACGGUUACCCAGUACUACAUCUAUAAGAUGGGUCCCUGCGGUAAGGAGGCGAACUAUUGUUUGGAGGAGAAAGGCGAAUACACCAACAUCUCGGUCUGGGUGCAGGCCUUAGCCUACAUCCUCGGUGGCAUUUCCGAGAUUCUGGCCUCGGUCACCUCGCUGGAAUAUGCCUUCACUAAGGCUCCACGUAACAUGCGAUCCCUGGUGCAGGCUGUUGCGCUGUUCAUGAACGCCAUCUCAUCGGCUAUCGGACAGGCGAUGGUGGGUCUGUCUGCGGAUCCGCUCCUGGUGUGGAACUACGGCGUGGUCGCAAUUCUGGCCUUUGUCGGCUGUAUCGGCUUCUGGGCGACCAACUACAAGUUGGAUCGCGAAGAAGAUCAUCUGAACAUGUUGCCUACAAGUGCAUAUGAGGGCCGAGGAGAGAAGGUCGACGAAGAAGGGCGGCAGGAGGCGCUGAAAUGA